AUGGAAAGUGAAUUUGAAAUGAGUAUGUGUGAUGAACUAACCUUCUUUCUUGGAUUGCAAGUAAGGCAGAUGAAUACAGGACUGUUUCUCUCUCAAACCAAAUACGCUGAAAAUUUGAUCAAGAAAUUUGGUCUCGAAUCUAAUAAGACAGUGAGCAAUCCCAUGAGUACCACUACUAAGCUGCAUGAAGACCAGGAAGGAAAAUCAGUGGAUCCGACACUCUUUCGUAGCAUGAUUGGGAGUUUACUGUAUCUCACUGCUAGUCGACCUGAUAUUUCCUACAGUGUGGGAGUAUGUGCUCGCUUUCAAGCAAAUCCCAAAGAAUCCCACUUAACAGUUGUCAAAAGAAUCAUUCGAUAUAUUUCAGGUACAGUUAACUGUGGUAUUUUCUAUACCUUCGAUACUAACGUGGAAAUUGCAGGGUACUCUGAUGCUGACUGGGGAGGCAACCUUAAGGAUAGAAAAAGCACUUCUGGAGGCUGUUUCUUUAUUGGCAACAAUCUUAUAGCUUGGCAUAGCAAGAAACAAAAUUGCAUUUCCCUCUCUACUGCAGAAGCUGAAUAUGUUGCUGCUGGGAGUUGUUGCACACAAAUGCUGUGGAUGAAACAAAUGCUUCAUGAUUAUGGUAUUUCUCAAGGUUCUUUCAUCAUGGUUCACACAAAGAUCACCACUCGCCUUGGCGGACACCGGCGUCUUCCUCCCCCUGAUGAAGGUCGUCAGGCCGCUGUCAGAGUCGGCAUCCUCUAUCCCGGCAUGCAACGUGACCGCAGCCGAAGCCCUCAUCGUCGUCCCCCUCCUUCUGGUGCCCCCUCUGCUGUUCCUCCUCCUCCUGUUUCUCUGGAUAGCCUUCGUGACUCCAUCCUGGUGACUGACUGGAGGCUUGCCUGUCUUACUACUGACAUGGACGACAUGUACUCUCUUCUAGUUCGUACUCAUCAUGCCGUAACCAACCUCACCAAGGAGAUCCGGAACCUGCAGCGCCACCCUCCAGGGUUUGACGCUCCGGGUCCCUCCACCGCUGUUCCAGAGGCCGUCGCCCCUGCGGAGAGCUCGACUUCGAUGGACAACAAGGAAUUUCAGGACCACGUCAUUAAGCUUAUGGAGGAAGUCGAAGGGCAUUCCCCUUCAAAGGGGGAGAAGUGA
Molecule: messenger RNA, 1143 nt
Organism: Rosa chinensis
Lineage: Eukaryota; Viridiplantae; Streptophyta; Magnoliopsida; Rosales; Rosaceae
Exons: 2
Coding region: 1-1143 (380 amino acids)
Source: RefSeq, a predicted model, not a curated record